UUAUUGAGGGGUUGGAGGAUCUUGUUAAAUGACGUAAAAAGAUAGCCUGGAAAAAACGGGAGUAAGUCAUGGGAUGUGGACGAGAUACUUAAGGCAAUGGUAUCCUCAUCAGGGAGGAUAUAUUUUCUUCAUCCAAGAGACAUUCAAGAGCAGUGGUGUACGACAAGAACGUGGGUAAAAAGUGCGAGCGCUAUUACUUUUAAACGUUCGUCGCUGAUAUUCAAACCACGUUUCGCUUGAGAGCAUAAUUGUUCCUCUUUUACCAUCUGGGUGCCUUUCAUAUAUUAUUUUUAUCGUCCAUAAUGGCACCAACGGCUAUUGCUGAUCUCGGCGAGACCGUCGCCUACUCUGUCGGCCAGAAAUUAGAAAACCUCUCCGACGACAUUGACGAGGUUAACUCCAUCAAGUACGAUUCAGAAUCCAAAUUCGAUGCCAACAAAGAUAAAGCAAACUUCCGCCAGUAUGAGGACGCCUGCGACCGGGUCAAGAACUUCUACAAGGAACAGCACCAGAAGCAGACAGUCGCUUACAACCUUGCUGCUCGCAACCGCUUCCACAGCGCGUCUCGAGCUCGCCCGGAGAUGACUAUUUGGGAGGCCAUGGAGAAGCUCAACACUCUUAUUGAUGAGUCUGACCCUGACACGUCACUGUCUCAGAUUGAGCACUUGCUUCAGUCUGCAGAGGCGAUUCGUCGCGAUGGCAAGCCACGUUGGAUGCAGGUCACUGGCCUGAUACAUGACCUCGGCAAGCUCAUGCUUUUCUUUGAUGAGCUCGGCACUCAGGGCCAAUGGGAUGUCGUUGGUGAUACUUUUCCCGUUGGCUGCGCCUUCGAUAAGCGCAUCAUUCUGCCAGAUACUUUUGCCAGCAAUCCUGACACAAAGGACCCUGUGUACUCGACCAAGCAUGGCAUUUACUCUCCUGGCUGUGGCCUGGACAACAUGAUGCUUAGCUGGGGCCAUGAUGAGUAUCUGUACCAUGUUGUCCGUGACCAGUCGACUUUACCGGAUGAGGCACUCGCCAUGAUCCGUUAUCACUCGUUCUAUCCCUGGCACCGCGAGGGAGCUUACAGGGAGUUUAUGUGCGAGAAAGACUGGAAGAUGCUCAAGGCUGUUCAGGCUUUUAACCCGUAUGACCUGUACAGUAAGAGUGACGAUGUUCCCAGCGUGGAGGAGCUCAAGCCAUACUAUAUGGAGCUUAUUGAUGAAUUUUUCCCUCAAAAGGUGAUUAAGUGGUAGAUUAAACAGCGGAAUUGCACUUAAGCGGGCGUUAUAAUGGAUUGGACAUGUUUUUUUCUUUUUUUCUCUUUGCUGUUGUAUGAUAAUGGAUUAAGGAGCGGGGAAAUUGAUAGAGGGCUUCAGCUUCUCCUGGGCCACAGCGAGAAUUGAUCAAUAUUAUUACCGAAGCCUUGAACAUGUUGAGCACAC
Messenger RNA from Trichoderma asperellum CBS 433.97, 1424 nucleotides. RefSeq lists its product as uncharacterized. Gene Ontology annotation, molecular function: inositol oxygenase activity; iron ion binding. The record is from RefSeq and is a predicted model, not a curated record. Gene Ontology annotation, cellular component: cytoplasm. Gene Ontology annotation, biological process: inositol catabolic process. Lineage: Eukaryota; Fungi; Ascomycota; Sordariomycetes; Hypocreales; Hypocreaceae.